AAUGAGCGAGUCGAUUGACUGCCAGCUGAGUGACAACUACAAAAACUAUUAAGUGCCAUUGAAGAAAAAAAUCAGAAAAAAGUACUAGUUAGAGAAUAUUGUUUAACAUGUUUGUCAAUAAAAUUGUGGUCUGCACGACAUUGCUUCUAUUGAGCAGUGCUGUUCAUUCGCAAAUAUUGUUUGGUCUGAAAAAUAAUGGACCAACGCCAGCGGCUAUCGAUGGGCAGGAGGGCUCGCCACCCAAUCCAUUGUCAAGCAGUAGCAGCACCACCUCAACCACUUCCACAACAACAACGAGUACAGUAAAGCCGAGCUCCUCCACUUCGACCUCCACGUCGACUUCGACUUCGACUUCAACAUCAACCAGCACUGAGCCACCAAAGACCACAACCACACCAGCUCCAGUGCCGACCACCACCCACGCUCCCCAACCUUAUCCUCAACCAACAGCCGGCACUUGGAAUGCCUCCUGUAUUCUCCUCACAAUGGCCACCCAAUUCAACUUCACCUAUACGAAGAAGGAUGGUAACACCACUUAUGGUCUGACCAACAUACCUAGCAAUGCUACUAUUGGCGACCACAUCUGCGACUCAAAAACAAGUCAAACGAUUGUAUUGAGCUGGGGACCUACAUCAUCUGUACAUUCAUUCCUGAUGCGAUUCGAGACAAAGAAUUCAUCUAUUGUGCUAACCCAGAUCUAUAUUACUUUCGCUUUGAACGAUGAGGAGUAUCCGGAUGCAAAGGCCAACCAGACCAUUCAACUGCAGCGUACUCGACAAGAUGAUUUUAGAACACCAGAAAAAAUGUCAUAUCACUGCACACGUCCCCAGCAUUUCAAUCUGACCGAGACCUAUGGCAGCCAGAAUACCAUUGGGGUACUUACAAUCAGCCAGCUCCAAGUGGAGGCUUUCCGACAGGCUAAUGCCACCGGAUUCUCCUCCGUUCACGAUUGUGACAGUUCUGAGACAUCGGAUGUGGUUCCAAUUGCCGUGGGCAUUGCCCUGGUCGCCCUGAUCCUUGUCGUUCUCAUCUCUUAUUUGUGUGCACGUCGUCGAUCAACUUCGCGUGGCUAUAUGAGCUUCUAAACUAAGAUCAGUAGGUAACGGGAGCAUAGGGACGUAAUUAAAGAGAGGACAACGCGGAAGUAGAGAGAAUUGUAAGAUUGAUUUUUGAUAAUUGGCAAGUACAUCAUUUAUAUAUAUAUAUGAAUAUGAAUAUAUAUAUAUAUAUUCGUUUUCGUUUGCUUUAUGCCCAAAUUCAGAGUGAAGGAAGAAUAUCAGAAUGGUUUUGUUUAUCAAAAAUCUAGAUAAUUGUGUAUAUGUCUGUGUCCGACUUAAAUAAGUGAUUGUAUUUUCUUUUUUGUUUCGUUAAGACUCAUUACGUACAUUUUACUCUUUUACUUUUUUGAUCAAAAGAGUCGGUUCUUAAAUACAUAAGAAACAAUUUGGAACCAUAUUAUUUUACUCAAUCAAUAAUUCACGUCGCAUCCAAUGAAUGUGCAAUGCGAAAAAUAAACAGAUAUGCGAGGAAAAACAGGAAGAGGUGAAAACGAACGACUGGGCUCCUAAUUAAUAGAAAGACGUUAGUUAACACAUUAUUUUCCGCUCCCCAAAAAUAAUAAUUAUGUAAUUGAUUUUAAACGAUCAAUGAUAUCAGUUAAACCAAUAAUUAGAACCACAACAAAUUUAUGUAUUAUUAUUGGCCUUAAUCGUGAAAUAAAAUAAUAUGAUAUGAAAAAA
Drosophila willistoni is the source of this 1739-nucleotide messenger RNA. RefSeq names its product lysosome-associated membrane glycoprotein 1 (gene Lamp1). The record is from RefSeq and is a predicted model, not a curated record. The transcript is spliced from 4 exons. Gene Ontology annotation, cellular component: membrane. The coding region runs from base 108 to 1085 and encodes 325 amino acids. NCBI's taxonomy places the organism in Eukaryota, Metazoa, Arthropoda, Insecta, Diptera, Drosophilidae.